Messenger RNA from Arabidopsis thaliana (thale cress), 1161 nucleotides. RefSeq names its product glutathione S-transferase zeta 1 (gene GSTZ1). Gene Ontology annotation, biological process: aromatic amino acid metabolic process; toxin catabolic process. Bases 286 to 951 code for a protein of 221 amino acids. Gene Ontology annotation, cellular component: cytosol; cytoplasm. NCBI's taxonomy places the organism in Eukaryota, Viridiplantae, Streptophyta, Magnoliopsida, Brassicales, Brassicaceae. The transcript is spliced from 10 exons. The record is from RefSeq and is marked reviewed. Gene Ontology annotation, molecular function: catalytic activity; glutathione transferase activity.
UUACAUAAACCGAAAAUCUCGGUUUGAUCGGGUCGGUUUGAUCGGUUUCCACCGAAAUCAACAGGGCUCUCAGAUAGACUCUUUUGACUGAAAAGAAAACAAAAAUAUUUGCAUCUGAUUUACGUUGACCGUAAAAGACAAAAAAUAAAAAUAAAAAAAGUCUAGUGUCGUCGUCGUCGUCUUCGAAUUCGCCACUUCUUGUAUAUACAAAACAAAGUAAUCGCGAAAACACACAACAAUCGCUGGACUCUGCUACUGCGAAGAACAACAAAUUCCUUGUUUAUCAUGGCGAAUUCCGGCGAAGAGAAGUUGAAGCUCUACUCUUACUGGAGAAGCUCGUGUGCUCAUCGUGUCCGUAUCGCCCUCGCUUUGAAAGGGCUUGAUUAUGAGUAUAUACCAGUGAAUUUGCUCAAGGGUGAUCAAUUCGAUUCAGAUUUCAAGAAGAUCAAUCCAAUGGGAACUGUACCAGCUCUGGUGGAUGGAGAUGUUGUGAUUAAUGAUUCUUUUGCGAUAAUAAUGUAUCUGGAUGAGAAGUACCCUGAGCCACCUUUGUUACCUCGUGACCUCCAUAAACGAGCUGUGAAUUACCAGGCAAUGAGUAUUGUCUUGUCUGGCAUACAGCCUCAUCAAAAUCUGGCUGUUAUUAGGUAUAUCGAGGAAAAGAUAAAUGUGGAGGAGAAGACUGCCUGGGUUAAUAAUGCUAUCACAAAAGGAUUUACAGCUCUCGAGAAACUGUUGGUGAAUUGCGCUGGGAAACAUGCGACUGGUGAUGAAAUUUACCUGGCUGAUCUCUUUCUAGCACCACAGAUCCACGGAGCAAUCAACAGAUUCCAGAUUAACAUGGAACCGUACCCAACUCUUGCAAAAUGUUACGAAUCAUACAACGAACUGCCUGCGUUUCAAAAUGCACUACCGGAAAAGCAGCCAGAUGCUCCUUCUUCCACCAUCUGAUUCUGUGAACCCAUAAGCUACUCUCACUUUAAUAAAACCUCAGACAACAACAACAACAACAAUGAUAAUAAUAAUACCUUGUACUCAUACAUGUAUCAUAUAAACCAGUUACGUAUAUUAUACCAUCUCAAUUGGAGGUAUCUCAUAAGAGUUUCUCACAAUUAAAAAAAUAAAAAUAAUGAAAAUGAAGGAGAGAGAGUGUAGAAAGUU